Molecule: messenger RNA, 582 nt
Organism: Notodromas monacha
Lineage: Eukaryota; Metazoa; Arthropoda; Ostracoda; Podocopida; Cyprididae
Source: the annotation of a GenBank genome assembly
AUGUCACACGUGUGUGUCGAAACGAUUGAUUCAUGCUGUGUGUGUUGGGGUGUUGCAGGGAACAUUCUCAUGACCGAGGAAGCUUGUGGUGAGAUUAAGAUCACGGAUUUCGGGCUGAGUAAGAUCAUGGACGAGGAGAAUUAUAAUCCGGAUCACGGGAUGGACCUGACUUCACAGGGCGCAGGAACGUAUUGGUUAGUACUCUGCAGUUACUCAUGCCCGAGGUACCUUCCGCCCGAGUGUUUCGUUGUUGGCAAGAAUCCUCCGAAAAUAUCGUCGAAAGUCGAUGUGUGGAGCGUCGGUGUGAUCUUCUAUCAGUGUCUGUAUGGGAAGAAGCCAUUUGGACAUAACCAGAGUCAGGCGACAAUCUUGGAGCAGAAUACAAUCUUGAAAGCCACCGAGGUGCAGUUUCCUUCACGGCCUGCUGUUUCCUCAGAGGCCAAGGUGAGAAGAGACGGUCGUUGGAUUUCUUUUUUUCUCUGGGUCUUUUAUUUUUUGACAAUUUGUGUUGUUUUCCGCGUGAGGAUAUACGAGGGUUGUCCCACUUGGACGCGACCUUGGUUAUUUCUAGACUUGGGAUGA